Molecule: messenger RNA, 1629 nt
Organism: Talaromyces rugulosus
Lineage: Eukaryota; Fungi; Ascomycota; Eurotiomycetes; Eurotiales; Trichocomaceae
Exons: 3
Coding region: 1-1629 (542 amino acids)
Molecular function (GO): oxidoreductase activity, acting on CH-OH group of donors; flavin adenine dinucleotide binding
Source: RefSeq, a predicted model, not a curated record
AUGACGUACGACUUCAUCAUCAUCGGCGGCGGCACCGCCGGCUCCGUCCUCGCCUCACGCCUCCACCAAGCAACAACAACCACCUCGAUCCUCCUCAUCGAAGCCGGCCCCGACGUCAGCACACGCGCUGAUGUACUCGACGGCACACAAUGGCCUCGCCUACUCCGCACCGAGCUCGACUGGUGCGACGUGACCGUGCCACAGAGACACUUGAACGGUCGCGAGUUGCCCAAUUUCGCGGGUAGAGCGUUGGGCGGGAGUUCGGCCACGAAUGCUGGCGGCUGGACACGCGGCGAAAACAAAAACUACGACACCUGGUCCCGUCUCCUGUCCGACCCCCGCUGGUCCUACGACAAUCUACUGCCGUAUUUCCGCAAAAUCGAGACGCAUUUCGACCCCCAUAGCGAUCCGGCGGUGCACGGAUUCGACGGGCCCAUCAAGACCGAGCCAGCAGCUCGCAGACAGUAUCCCCUACGCGACCAGGUCAAGACAGCAUGGACUUCGCUGGGCGUCGCGCACAAGACGGACAUGAACGAUGGCGAUCCGAUCGGACUAGGUGAUUUGGUUGAGAAUCGGGUUGAUGGGCGACGGAGUAUUUCCUCGUCGGCGUAUGGACUCGAGGGGGUCAAGGUACUAACGGACACGCUUGUCAAGCGGGUUGUUGUGUCGGAAAUAGACGGUGUGAAAGUGGCUACAGCCGUCGAACUGGCAGACGGCACCAUCAUAGAAGCCAGUCGCGAGAUUAUCAUCUCAGCAGGCGCGUACCGCUCGCCCCAAAUCCUGCUGCUCUCCGGCUUGGGCCCGCGCGACGAACUGGCACAACACGGCAUCGAGACAGUAGUCGACCUGCCGGACGUCGGGCGGCAUUUCCAGGAUCAUUGCGCGGUGAGCCAGUGGUGGAAGCUGAAGGAGCCGGAAAAGGGGCUGUCUGUGGGCUCGCCUGCGUUCAACAACCCGAUCUAUUUCAAGGGAAACGCCGUGGACUUUGUAGUAACCCAGCCAGUGUCACCAGAGGGCCUGCUGAAGGCGCUGGCUGCAGACGCCGAGGCCAAUCCUGAGCUGCAUCCGUUGGUGCUGCAACGGGGGCAUUUGGAAUUGUAUAUCUUGUAUGCGGCGAGGAACCAGCAGAACCCGGCCAUUGUCCCGGAUGGUACGCACAUCACGACCUCUGCGGUGGUUAUGCUGCCUACCUCGCGAGGCUCGAUUCGACUGCGAGACGCCAACCCUGCGAGUCAGCCACUGAUUGACCCCAACUACGCGGCCACAGAAGCAGACCGGUAUGUGCUGAGAGAAGGUUUGCGGUUAAUCCACAAAGUAGUGCGUGAGACAGCAGCUGGACAGGAAUUCGUUGCGUCUGAGACUGUCGAGGACGGCUUUUCACCAAUUUCUGCCGAGUCGACUGACGACGAGCUCAACGAUCUGAUCCGGCGACGAUUGGGAACCAUGUUCCACCCCGCCGGCAGCGUCGCCAUGGGCAAAGUGGUCGACAGCGAGCUGCGCGUCCACGGUGUCGAGAGGCUGCGCGUGGUGGACGCCAGCGUGAUGCCAUCGCCGGUGGUUGGGCACAUCCAGAACGCAGUGUAUAUGAUUGCCGAGCGCGCGGCGGAUUUUAUCCUAGGCUCCGUUUAG